Molecule: messenger RNA, 675 nt
Organism: Bombyx mandarina (wild silkworm)
Lineage: Eukaryota; Metazoa; Arthropoda; Insecta; Lepidoptera; Bombycidae
Product: solute carrier family 23 member 2
Biological process (GO): transmembrane transport
Cellular component (GO): membrane
Molecular function (GO): transmembrane transporter activity
Source: RefSeq, a predicted model, not a curated record
AAUGUAGCACAGGAACAGGCUGAACAUUUUCUAGUGUCAGCGUUGACCCCCGCGUUGACCUCCGGCGCCCGCAGGUCGGGUCACGGCGCGUGGUGCAAUUCGCCGCCGGCCUCAUGGUGCUGCAGGGGGUCGUGGGCAAGCUGGGAGCCGUGUUCAUCAUCAUCCCGCAGCCCGUAGUCGGCGGCCUCUUCUGCGUUAUGUUCGGAAUGAUAUCGGCCUUCGGUCUCUCAGCACUUCAGUAUGUGGACCUGAACAGCUCGAGGAACCUGUACAUCAUAGGGUUCAGCCUGUUCUUCCCGCUGGUCCUGACCCGGUGGAUGGCGGCUCACAGCGGCGUCAUACACACGGGGCUGGAGGCGCUGGACGCGGUGCUCCAAGUGCUGCUGUCCACCUCCAUACUCGUGGGGGGCGCCGUCGGCUGUCUGUUGGACAACGUGAUCCCUGGUACUGAUGAAGAGCGAGGGCUAGCGGCCUGGGCUAAGGAGAUGUCUUUAGAAGCAGCUGGAGCCUCCGACGAUGGAGACACCUAUGACUUUCCCAUCGGCAUGAGUCUCAUACGACGCUGGAAAUGGACUUAUUACCUUCCGUUUAUGCCAACUUAUGAAAAAGGGAAAUUCACAGCGUUGUUCGUAAAGAAGAAAUUGUAAAUAUUAUAUGUAUAAUAAAGAAAUGCGA